UGGAUACGUGUACCUUUUUUGAAAGUGAGUACGUACGUGAUUGAGGGAGAGUAAAGUUAGGAGCAAAGGGACGGGCGAGGAAAAACAACAGUGCAUUUGCUGCGGACACGGGCUUUGGCAGCCAUUCAAUGACCCACCAGACGCUCAUCUCUUCCGCCCCUGCCUUUUCCUCUGCUUCCCACCUCCUCCACGCCUCCUCUCCAUCCCCGCCUACCCUUUUCCGCCGCUCCUCCUCUGCAGCCGCCUCCGUCAUGUCGUCUUUCGCGCACCAUCACGGCUCGCUGGUGGAGAAGGAGGGGAAGAUGGCCGCGCUGAGGAGUAGCCUCAGGCCGUGCGAGGCAGCCGAGGAUAUGGCGGCCGCCGUGGCCGUCGGGCCGGCGGCGUGGGGAGCGGGGCUGCUGGGGGACGGGUUCUUGGUUGAAGACCUCCUUGACCUCGAGGACCUCUGCGAGGUGGACAAGGAAGGCGGCGGCGUGUUCCCCGAGGCGGCGCCCGCAGCGGACGAAGAGAAGUCCGGCGACGACCACUCCCACGGGUCGUCCGUGGUCUCCUACGAGCUCCUGCCGCUCCUGCCGCCGGAGAUGGACAUGGACCUGCCGGCCCACGACGCGGAGGAGCUGGAGUGGGUGUCCCGAAUCAUGGACGACUCGCUCGCGGAGCUCCCGCCGCAGCCGCAGCUCCCAGCGGCGCCGUCGGCAGCGUGGCAGCAUCGGCCGCGGCCGCGGGAAGCGGCGGCGUCAUCCGCGCCCGCGGACCCUAUGCGGACGCCGACCAUAUGCGCGCUCUCGACGGAAGCGUCGGUGCCGGUGAAGGCGAAGCGCAGCAAGCGCUCGCGCGCCACCGUGUGGUCGCUCUCGGGAGCCUCCUUAUCCGACUCAGCGUCGUCGUCCACAACCACGGCGUCCUCCUCUGGCUCCUCGUCGACAUCCCUCUCGUCCUUCCUACUGGACUCGCCCGCCUUCGCCGCCGGCUCCAGCCUCAAGAAGAAGUCCAAGCACGGGAAGCAGCACAAGCCCAAGAAGCGCGGGCGCAAGCCAAAGCACCUCGCCUCCUCGCCGUUCCUCGCCUCGGUGCCCGUCCCGGGCGACCGCCGCUGCAGCCACUGCGGCGUGCAGAAGACGCCCCAAUGGCGGGCCGGGCCGGAGGGGGCCAAGACGCUGUGCAACGCCUGCGGCGUCCGGUACAAGUCGGGCCGCCUCCUCCCGGAGUACCGCCCGGCCUGCAGCCCCACCUUCGUCGGCACCAUUCACUCCAACUCCCACCGCAAGGUGCUCGAGAUGCGCCGCAAGAAGGACCCCGUCGUCGGGUUCGAGGCCGCCGCGCCAACGGCCGUCGCAUCGUUCUAGAGCCUCAGCGGCGGGGGUGUACAUUUUCUUUUACGGCAGUAUCGUCUUUUAGUCUGUUGUACCGUACCUGGAUUUUUUUUUUUAAAAUUCGGUCAGCUAUUUUAGUUGUUGUGCUACUGCUAGAAGAAUUCAGCAAGUAGAAGCAGAUUAGGUCGUGUUAGGUGCAGGGAGGAUUACUAAGCUUUUUCGAUGAUUAUUAUUAGGUCUAGUUUGUUAGGGUAUUGCCAAUUUGCCAUAGCAGUGGCUUUUAGUAGCAGGGAAGAACUUGAGCUCUUCGCAAGAAAGCUUUUCGAAGUAGUUCGGCGGCCUCCUACGAGGUUGAAUCGUUGAGACUCCGGAGGCAGAAAUGGCAAUGUCCAUGGUCGGUCAUCUCUGGUGUGAAUCAUGAAACUAGCCGUCUUGUUUCUUUCGGUUUCGUUCAGAAGAAUACUCUGUCCGGUA
This is a messenger RNA of Brachypodium distachyon (stiff brome), 1787 nucleotides long. Its product is annotated as GATA transcription factor 5. Gene Ontology annotation, molecular function: sequence-specific DNA binding; zinc ion binding. The record is from RefSeq and is a predicted model, not a curated record. The transcript is spliced from 3 exons. Bases 129 to 1346 code for a protein of 405 amino acids. Gene Ontology annotation, biological process: regulation of DNA-templated transcription. NCBI's taxonomy places the organism in Eukaryota, Viridiplantae, Streptophyta, Magnoliopsida, Poales, Poaceae.